Messenger RNA from Fragaria vesca subsp. vesca, 870 nucleotides. Its product is annotated as ubiquitin-conjugating enzyme E2-17 kDa-like. The record is from RefSeq and is a predicted model, not a curated record. Gene Ontology annotation, molecular function: ubiquitin conjugating enzyme activity. Gene Ontology annotation, biological process: protein polyubiquitination. Lineage: Eukaryota; Viridiplantae; Streptophyta; Magnoliopsida; Rosales; Rosaceae. Bases 110 to 556 code for a protein of 148 amino acids. The transcript is spliced from 5 exons. Gene Ontology annotation, cellular component: nucleus.
CCCCAAAUUAUUAAAUCCGCCUAAAAUUUUCUGAAUCUCUCUCUCUCUCUCUCUCUCUCUCAUUUUUGCUUCAAUCAAAUUCAGGUGUUUUUGUGGUUAACGUGUGGGGAUGGCGUCGAAACGAAUCUUGAAGGAGCUCAAGGAUUUGCAGAAGGACCCGCCUACCUCUUGCAGUGCUGGUCCCGUGGCGGAGGACAUGUUCCAUUGGCAGGCAACAAUUAUGGGACCUGCUGAUAGCCCGUAUGCAGGUGGUGUUUUCCUAGUUUCGAUUCAUUUCCCUCCGGAUUAUCCGUUCAAGCCUCCAAAGGUUGCAUUCAGGACCAAGGUAUUCCAUCCAAACAUCAAUAGCAAUGGAAGCAUAUGUCUUGAUAUUCUUAAAGAGCAAUGGAGCCCGGCACUAACCAUUUCCAAGGUGCUGUUAUCCAUAUGCUCUCUGUUGACAGACCCCAACCCUGAUGAUCCCCUUGUCCCUGAAAUUGCACACAUGUACAAGACUGACAGGGCCAAGUAUGAAUCCACUGCUCGCAGCUGGACACAGAAGUACGCCAUGGGCUGAAAACUAAGAAAAAUUCUGAGCAUUUGUAAAACAUUGCAAAUGCAUGAUUCCAUCUCCGUUAAGUUGAACAUUGAAACAUUGGAAAUUUAUUUGUCUUAAAUUGAUCAAGGAACUUGGUUCUCAAUCUGUGAAUAUUCAUUUGAAGGCAUUUGGAGAUGGGAAAAGAACUGUAUUGUAUCUUUGCCGUGUUAGUUAUUGAGUGAAUGGUUUGUUUGUUGAUCCUUUAUUAAGGAAUAAUGGUUUAAUGGUUUUGCACUUUUGCUAGCUCAUGCUUUCCCAACUUAGAACUUGGUCUUCAGGAUUGAAUUCUUCUC